This is a messenger RNA of Entrophospora candida, 273 nucleotides long. NCBI's taxonomy places the organism in Eukaryota, Fungi, Glomeromycota, Glomeromycetes, Entrophosporales, Entrophosporaceae. The record is from the annotation of a GenBank genome assembly.
AUGCCUGUUAAUACACUCUGUUCAUCUGGUAAAGCUGCUGUAAUGGUUUCAGAAGAUGAUAAACAUGCAAUUAUUGUUAAGGAAGGGUUAUGCGGAAAAUAUUGCAUUGUUUUUGAUCCAUUAAAUGGAUCUUCUAAUAUUGAUGUAAAUGUUGGUAUAUACAAUUUUUGGGUAUCUAUAGAACGUGAGUGGCAAGUUACAGAUGGUAGGAAACGAGUGCUUGAUAUUGUACCGGAAUCUAUUCAUUCCGGAUGUCCUAUUUUUCUUGGGUAG